This is a messenger RNA of Poeciliopsis prolifica (blackstripe livebearer), 2674 nucleotides long. It is a transcript of the gene serpinf2b, whose product is annotated as serpin peptidase inhibitor, clade F (alpha-2 antiplasmin, pigment epithelium derived factor), member 2b. Gene Ontology annotation, molecular function: serine-type endopeptidase inhibitor activity. Gene Ontology annotation, biological process: negative regulation of endopeptidase activity. The coding region runs from base 227 to 1648 and encodes 473 amino acids. NCBI's taxonomy places the organism in Eukaryota, Metazoa, Chordata, Actinopteri, Cyprinodontiformes, Poeciliidae. The transcript has 9 exons. The record is from RefSeq and is a predicted model, not a curated record.
AAUCGCACAUUUUCAAGCGCGUGGUCGUUUCACCGAGGACAAACAGCGGUUUGGACGAGCAGCGCCUCCCCGAUCAAUGCUAGUUGAUAUUUAACCGUUUGCUGAGCAACUGCCAAUUUUUUGCUCUCAGGGAAUUCAGCCAUUCACCGCACAGAAGGUUCUCCUUGUUUUAGACAAGCCAGGAGGGUUUCUUUGUCAUUUAAAAAAAAAGUUACUUUUCUUGGAUAUGGACCUCUGCCUGACACUCCUGUUAAUUUGUCUCUGCAGUCUAGGAACUACUAAUGCUGAAGUGGCAGAAGAUCAGUCCAUCCCCCUAAUUCCUCUAAACCCCAGUCAACCCAUAGAAGAAGGUGAAAGCCAGGGGACACCGGAGGCAACAACUCUAAACGAAACAACUGUUACUGCGACGUCGGCAAACAAGACGUCGCCAGAUGAAGAAAAGGGAGACAGUUGUCAGGCUAUCAGCCGACGCCCUGACACCAAACAAACUAUCACUGCUGCAAUUCAGAGACUGGGGGUGAAGCUCUUACAAAACCUGGAGACGACACCAGAGCAGCCAAAUGUCAUCAUUUCUCCUCUAAGCAUAUCUCUGGCCCUCUCGCAACUGGCUUUAGGUGCGAAAAACGAGACGGAAGAGCUGCUGAUGUACCACCUGCAUGAAAACACCGUGCCGUGUUACCACGAGUCUCUGCGACACGUCUUAACGCAGCUGAGAAACAGCGACGUGCAAAUUGCCACGCGCAUGUUUCUGCGUCAAGGGUUCAAGGGAAAGGAGGAGUUUGUGAGCGAGUCGCUGCGGUUUUACGACUCGGAACCAGCAAUAGUGGAAAGCCUUCAGCAAAUAAAUGAGUGGGUAGAGAAUGCAACAGAGGGGAAAAUGAUGGACUUCCUGUCUUCUUUGCCACCCAAUCUACUUCUCAUGCUCAUCAAUGCCGUUUACUUCAAAGGAGAAUGGAAAGCUCGAUUUGACCCGAACUUCACCUCCAAAGGCGUCUUUUACCUUGAUGAUUUGCACCUGGUGGAUGUUGACAUGAUGGACGAUGCCAAACAUCAGCUGAGUUUCUUCAUGGACAGUGAGCUGGAGGCUCAGGUGGCAAGAUUCCCAUUCACAAAGGACAUGAGUUUGCUGGUUAUCAUGCCUGAGUCGGGGAAAGUGAACGUGUCUUUAUUUUCCUCGAACCUAAAUAUCUCCAACUUGUAUGAACGUCUACCCAAAGAGAGGGCUGUCCAAGUUAAAGUUCCCAAAUUCAAGCUGGAAUAUUCUCAGGAGUUGCAGGAAGUUCUUACCAAACUAGGUCUUGGGGAGAUGUUCCUGAAUCCCAAUUUGGGUGGGAUUGCUGACGGCCCCCUGCUGGUGUCCAGUGUAAUGCACAAGUCUGGCAUGGAGAUAAAUGAGGACGGGGCGAGGGCUGCCGCAGCCACAACGACCGUCAUCUCGAGGGCAUCCAAUCCUAUUUUUCACCUCAGUCAGCCUUUCUUCUUUGUGCUAAUGGAUGAUGUAACUCUCAUACCAAUCUUCAUGGGUGUCAUCAAUAACCCCAAUCCCGGAGCCCCUGUCCUGCAGAGGGGGGAUGUUGGAAGUAAAGAUAAAGUAGGAUUCCCAAUUGACAAGAAUCACAUGGGCUCAUUUGAAUUUAAUCCUAAAUAGAGACUAAAAUCAUUUGCCCCCACCAAGAAAACUCAAACCAGUUAGAUAAUUGCCUCUGUCUGCAGUAUUACUUUUCUGAAACAAAGUAACUUGCCCAAACUCAUGCACCCAGACAUGCAGGUCAACUGCUACCCUGGUGCUCAAUUCAAUGUCGCCAGUCACAUCCUGAAACAAGCUAGAGCCUCCAAUGAUGCCAAAAAAGUCCAGCUUUCCUUUGGCAUCAACAACAAGGAUUACAGGGACCAAAAAUUCAAAAACUGCUCACCACGCUCCUGAACGCGGCUCAGGACACCUUCCCUUACGCAGACAUUCAUGUGGCGCUCCUAAACUUUUCAGACCGUUUAAACUUUCCACAGAAGCAAAACCUUAGCAUGAUUAGCUAAACCAUCAAUUCUGUCUGCCAAAAAUGUAACCACCACCUCAUCCCUAAACUCCAGGACUCUUGCUUCCACACGGUGGAAAAUAGGAUAACCCUGACCCUUGGGCCAAUCCCAAGGAAUUUGAAAAAUGUAAGUAAAUACACGAUGGAGUGUCAUAUUAUGCUGAGGUUUUCCUUUCAUACCACUUGGACUCUUUAUGAUGUCAACAUGUCUGCACUGCAAAAACCAAAAAAUCCUACCAAUAUCUUAGUGAUAUUUUUAGUCCAAAUAUUUCAGUACAGUUGAAAUAAGAUUAAAACUAACUUACAAGUAACUUUUCACAGAGUCAUAGGAGUUUGGAUUGAGUCAGUAAUUCCUUAAUAUUGAUGAAAACCAGUACCAGAUUAUUUCUGCUUCUGGAUCAGAAAUAAUCUGCUCCAAUAGCAGAUUAUUUCAGUUUUACCAAGACAUUUUCCCUUGUUAUGAGUGAAAUAAUCUGCCAGUGAAACUGGCAUCUUUCCAUCAGAAUUUUUGAUGGAAAGGAUGAAAUGUUACCAAGUUAUUUUUUAAAAUCUUAUUUCAUGUGUACUAAGAUAUUUGCACUGAAAACUGGAAAAAAAAAAAAAACUUUAAGAUUUUGUGUUUUAGCAGUGCAGCAAAUUUUAAA